Molecule: messenger RNA, 1266 nt
Organism: Penicillium pulvis
Lineage: Eukaryota; Fungi; Ascomycota; Eurotiomycetes; Eurotiales; Aspergillaceae
Exons: 1
Coding region: 1-1266 (421 amino acids)
Molecular function (GO): FAD binding
Source: RefSeq, a predicted model, not a curated record
AUGUCUCAAUUAAAGGUCCUCAUCGUGGGUGCUUCCAUCGCGGGGCCAACGGCAGCGUACUGGUUCGCCAAAGCCGGGGCCAAUGUCACAGUGAUCGAGCGCUUCCCAGCUCUACGCACAAAUGGACACAACAUUGAUAUUCGGGUGGCCGGUGUGACUGUCAUGCGAAAGAUGCCAGGAAUGGAAGCUGCUGUUCGCGCCAAAAAAGCAGACAUAGAGGGCAUCAGCUUCGUCGACGCUGAGGGCCGAGCAUACGGAACUAUCAAACCAACCGGAAACCCUGAUAAGCAAUCACUCGUAUCUGAAUACGAGAUAGCACGAGGUGAUCUAUCCCGGAUUCUUUACGAUAUGACAAAAGACAACGAGAAUAUCAACUAUGUUUUUGGCGAACAAGUUGCCUCCAUCCAGCAAGGCCCCAGUGAAGAUGGGCCUGUCACAGUCGAAUUCACAGGCAGUUUGCCCCAGGCACAAUUUGACCUUGUCGUCGCAUGCGAUGGAGCGACCUCGCGAACUCGAUCUAUCGGCCUCGGCUGUGGUUCCCGCGAUCAUAUUGUUUCGACCAAUAGCUGGAUCUCAUUUUUCAGUACUGAUCAAGAUCUCGGCCAAAGAACCAAGAUCGGGGAAGCGCAUAGUGCUGUUGGGGGCCGUUUUAUGGCCGUGGGAGCUGACGCGGCGGGUGGAAGUCGCAUCUCGUUUAUGGGAUGCAAUCCACGCUCUGACAUGGAAAGCAUAUUGCCUUUUCGGAAGGCCAUGCAAAAGGGAGAAGAUGCGGUCAAGGACUAUAUCUGUCAGCAUUAUCAGGGCGUGGGAUGGGAGGCAAAUUUGGCUCUGAAAUGCAUGCUAUUGUCGAAUGAUUUCUAUGCGACUGAAUUGGUUCAGGUCAAACCCCCGGCUUUGUCCAAGGGUCGAUUUGUUCUUGUUGGGGAUGCAGGGUAUGCGCCGGGGCCUACUGGUACUGGUACAACCCUCGCCAUAGUCGGUGCCUAUUUGUUGGCUGGCGAGGUUUGUAAGCAUAAGGGGAAUUUUGAUGAGGCACUUGGGGGCUAUGAAGCGCAAAUGAGGCCGCUCAUCAAUGAUUUACAAAAGAUACCACCGUUGAUUCCUGCACUUCUUGCACCACAGUCAGCUUGGGGUUUAUGGCUGCGAAAUCAGGUUUUCGCUUUUAUUUGUUGGACCAGGAUUUUUGAACUCGUGGAAAUGUUCUUUGGUAGUGCAUCUGCCAGUAGUGACGAGUUUCCUCUCGCUGACUAUGAGUGGGUUGCAUGA